AUGAGUGUCUACCUGCAACAGACCGCCGACGUCUUCAGCUCGGUGGGAAGCUACCUGCGUCUGCCAGCACUUGCAUCAACCGGCAUUGCUGCAGUCCUCACAGCACUCCUUUACUUCAAGCAGAAGGCUCUCAUCUACCCUUCGCAUAUCCCCCCCAAUUCUCGAACCGAUGUCCCCCAACCAUCACAGUUCGGACUCAAAGACUAUGAAGAGCUCGUGAUCCCCACCGAGGAUGGCGAGAAGCUCUCCGCCUUUUAUAUUCGCGGGCCAUUCAGCUCCCGCAAUUCAGAUGUCACCGUCUUGAUGUUCCACGGCAAUGCCGGUAACAUCGGCCACCGCCUCCCGAUUGCACGGACACUCACGAACCUCAUCGGUUGCAAUGUUUUCAUGCUCGAGUACCGAGGUUACGGCACCUCCACCGGAGAGCCUGACGAGACCGGUCUCAACAUCGACGCCCAGACUGCCUUGAGCUAUUUACGGAGGAGGGCAGAGACUAGAGAUCACCGGUUUAUUGUAUACGGACAGAGUUUGGGCGGUGCCGUGAGCAUCAAGCUUGUUUCCAAGAACCAGGACAAGGGCGAUAUCGUCGGUCUGGUCCUAGAAAACACCUUCCUCUCCAUGCGGAAGCUCAUUCCCUCCGUAAUACCUCCCGCCAAGUACAUGACACUCCUCUGCCACCAAGUCUGGCCUAGCGAAUCAACGCUGCCCAACAUCACAAAGGUGCCAGUCCUGUUCCUGAGCGGCCUUCAGGAUGAAAUCGUCCCGCCGAGUCACAUGCGCCAGCUAUACAACGUCUGCGCCGCGCCAACCAAGAAGUGGCGGCCGUUCCCCGGUGGCGAUCACAACUCGAGCGUUCUAGAGGAGGGUUACUUCGAGGCUAUUGCCGACUUUAUCGCAGAGGUCACGGAUGCGACAGUAGCCCGGUCCAAGGAAAAGCAGUGA
Messenger RNA from Clonostachys rhizophaga, 942 nucleotides. NCBI's taxonomy places the organism in Eukaryota, Fungi, Ascomycota, Sordariomycetes, Hypocreales, Bionectriaceae. The record is from the annotation of a GenBank genome assembly.